AUGGUCCUCGGCCUUUGCUGGGCUAAUACCUCCCAUUCUUGCCAGUCCGGUUGGCCCGGUCCGACUGCGAGGCAGUGCUGCAACUGCAAGUUUUUGGAGCGGACGCCACCAGCGGAGAGGGAGAGCCCCGCCCCCGCAGCGGCGCAGGCACGCAGUCCCCGUACCCGGUGCGCCUCCUCGCCAGCCAGUCGCCACCCAAGCGGCGACGACGAGUCAGCAGCGAGCCAACGACGCACUUCGCCUCCGCCAAACUCACGCCCGCAGCAAGAUUCAAAGACCUUGAAGGAAGAACAAAGAGAGGAGCUAUUUGAAAGUUUAAAGGUCAAUAACUCUAUUGGGUGGGAAGUGGAUGUCAUAUGCCCAAAGGAUCUGUCUGCUAAAAUGUUAAAAAAGUCGAAAGUUAAUCUGAAUGAAAUAUCACAUAACUCUGCCAUGUGCCUUGUUAGAAAAGUGCUUGACAUGGGAGUUCUACUGGCAGAAGUAUAUAUAGAUACAGUAGGAGAUCCCGAAAAGUAUAGAAUCAAGCUGACAGAAAAGUUUCCAGGAAUCAAAUUUGUGGUUGCCAAAAAAGCUGAUAGCCUUUACCCUGUUGUUAGUGGAGCAAGUAUAGUCGCAAUGGUGACUAGGGACAGAGCCUUGCGAAACUGGGUGUUUGAUGAAACAGCUCUGAGUCUGCACAUGAAAACUGGAUCAGGAUAUCCAGGAGACCCUGAUACUAAGCAAUGGUUAGAAGAUCACAAGCAUCCAGUAUUUGGCUUCCCAACUUUGGUUCGUUUUAGUUGGGGAACUUGUAAGCCCUUCUUCAAGGAUGCAGUUGAGGUUACAUGGGAGUCUGAUGAAGUUGAUGAAGUUGAUGAAGAUGGGACUGACAAUGGAAGCACCAAGCGACAAGUCAAGCUUUCGAGCCUAGGCUUUACUGGUUUCAAAAGGAAGACUGAGGAGAUCGAAUCAAGCGGAAAAGGCCAUUGCAAAUUCUUCCAGGCUCGUAAACUUGAGUUGGUCAGGAAGUUCCAGUGA
Messenger RNA from Miscanthus lutarioriparius, 1017 nucleotides. Lineage: Eukaryota; Viridiplantae; Streptophyta; Magnoliopsida; Poales; Poaceae. The record is from the annotation of a GenBank genome assembly.